This is a messenger RNA of Penicillium verhagenii, 5892 nucleotides long. Its product is annotated as proteasome activator BLM10. The transcript has 3 exons. Lineage: Eukaryota; Fungi; Ascomycota; Eurotiomycetes; Eurotiales; Aspergillaceae. Gene Ontology annotation, molecular function: proteasome binding; peptidase activator activity. Gene Ontology annotation, cellular component: cytosol; nucleus. The record is from RefSeq and is a predicted model, not a curated record. The coding region runs from base 1 to 5892 and encodes 1963 amino acids. Gene Ontology annotation, biological process: proteasomal ubiquitin-independent protein catabolic process.
AUGGACGCCUCAACUCCCAAGGCGAUUCUAACAUCCGAUAACUUCCCCCAUGCACUAGAGAUCUCGCGGGCCACCUCACCAGGUGGUGAGCCCGCCGCGCUCAACGGCGAAGGCGAGCCAAAAGCUCGCGUCCGACCGCGCACCUACCCAUAUUUCUCAUAUCUCCCAUACCAGCUUGAAGAUGAGACAGAACGGGAUCGAACUCUCCGGGAAAUUCUGAAUCAUCUCUAUGUCUCGGUGGAGGCUGGGGACUUCAGUCCCGGGGCUGUCCACUGGACACGCGAGCUCAGAGGAUGGCUAUCGCUCAAGUUUGACCCAACCAAGACGGAAAGAAUCAAUCUUGUGAAGCUUUAUUAUGAACUCGCUUUGGCUCCCGGAAUCGAUCCAAAUGUAGCAGAGCGGUUUUCUAGCAUGUUUAUGCUUCUCACAAAGCGCAAGCAUUAUUUGAGACCCGUCAAGGACCUAGUCUUGGACUGGAAGCCUCUCUACAAGGAGCUGAAGGCCUUUGUCCUCCCCACCGAGUCCGGUCUCGUUCACUCGACUAACCUGAAGCGAAACGUCAAGACAUUGACCAAGCUUUGCGCAUUUGCUCAGCUGUUUAUCGACCCCUGCGAACUUCCGGCGAUGAUGGAGGAGUUCUUACCUCACUACACAACAUCAUUCUCCGAAGGUGCCUUCGUGGUAGCUGGGUUGAUCAACUUGAUGCUUCCCACAUCACCCCCUCCCGCUGAACGUAGCGACCUACUUCCUCAGAACUACCUGCCCACACACUUUCAUCUUUGGUCUCUUGUCGGUCGCUCGAAGACCUUCGACACGACAUACCUUGACUAUCUCUCGCGGCUGGCACGCGAUUCACUGCCAGCCAGUCAUAUCCCAUUUUCAGAGCAUGGCAUCUUUUCUAAGGAACAGUCCGCUCUCAUCUUCACCGCAGUUCUACGGUUGUUAGAGAUUCCUGUAGGGCAGUCUACUUCACCUUACAGUGCUUUGGUGGAUAUCUCGUCCGGUCUGGGCAUCAUGCUUGAUCGCGAUACGCGCAAGCACCCUGUGGCCCAUCAUAUUGCUCGAUGGAUAGUUAUGUCUCUUUCACCCGCAUGUCUGGAGUCAGAAGACUCGGUUCUGAGCCAACUUGAAGGUCUAAUCCAGGCCGUUGAGACCUUCUUCCACCCUUCCAACUCUGGCGCCUGGACAAGGACUUUGUCACAGCUAGUUUACUAUUUAACCGAUUUCUUUGUGAUGCGAUGGAACCGCGAACAGAGUGGGGAAAUGGAUAUCCCAGUCGAACGACGACUCAGCGAACCUCUGAAGCGUCGCUUUGUUUUGUGUUUGAGAGAUGCGAUCUUUAUGGGUAUCUACGCUAAAAGUAGUACCGCCAUGACAUUCUCCCUGUCUACCCUUCAAGGACUUGCCUACUUGGAGCCACACCUCAUCCUUCCCGGUGCUUUGCAAAGAAUCUACCCCUCCCUGCAAGGCUUGGUGGAAGUUCACAGAACCACUUCUUCACUGCGAGCUAUGCAAGUAUUGUCUCGGGUAAUUACACGCACCAAGGGAUAUCGUUGUCACAUGACGACUCUUCUCGGCCUUGCUUUGCCCGGUGUUGAUGCUAAUGAUCUUGAAAAAUCACUUCAUGCCCUUUCCUUUAUCCAAACUGCAUGCUAUAACAUCCCAAUGGUUGAUAUGACGAAGGGGAGAGAAGAUGUCAAUUGUAAUAUGCUGGCAGUUCAGUGGAUUACCGGUGAAAUGGAAAGAAUGGAAUCAGAAGGAUCCGAGGUACAGUUGAACUAUGACACUGAGCUGGACGAUGAAACCGAGGAAAUGAUUCUUCGUUCUUCGACCUGUGGGUUUGGAGAUUUCACAAUCUCAUUCCUGGGACGUGUUUUCACUCUUCUAGAGAAUCUUCCCGAUGUUACCAGGGUACGCAAUGGCUCACCAGAAGAGAACAUCGUCAAUACGCUUCCGGCCACUUUCAUGCCUCUUCUUGCAUCUCUUUCGCCUGAGUAUUAUGAUAUUGCCCUGGCAAAGAUCGUUGAUUUCGUAUCCAAUCAUGUCAUCCAUCAGGCACGAGAUGCCAUGGCCUUCAUUUGCAACGCAUUGUGCAAAGUCAAUCCCGAAAAGGCUCUCAAGUGUUUUAUCCCAGUGUUGACUCAAGGAAUUCGUACCGAGAUCGAGGAAAACGGGGCGGGUUCGACUAGAACAACCGGUACCGAUGUGCUUCCUCGUGAUCGUGGAUUGGUCUGGAAUGUUAGUAUGCUGAGCAUGUGUGUGGUUCAUGUCGGCGAUGCUGUUCUUGCUCACCGACAGGAGCUUUUCGACAUUGCAGUUUACAUGCAAAAGAUGUGCCGAGGCAUCCCAACCGUGCACAUCUCGAAUUACAUCCACCACCUCUUGCUUAACUUGACUGGGACUUACACUAGAGAUUACGCUAUGUAUGAACCGGCUGAUGUCGAGGGUGGCAUUCAGCCUAAGCACUGGACAUACAGGCUUGAUGUGAACAAACUCAACAUCCAGUGGCAUGUGCCCAAAAGGCAAGAGCUAGAGUUUGCCGUGGAAGUCUUCAAAAAUCAGGCUGAAACAGCACUGCGGCAUCUGUCUGGUUUGACAAAUGAGACCUCUAGCAUCAAACGCGACGGCAGCGGUAAGGAAUGGUCUGAUGAGGUUACUCGUAACCUUGUUCUUCUACGACUUCUUCUUUCCGGAAUUUCCGUUCUAUUUGAUCCUAAAGCCGCCUCGACAUCCUCCCCUGAGUUCUCAAAUGGCGCGUCUGUUGGCUCUAGCGAAUUUGAUAUGAUCGAUGACACGACUUCGAAUGGUGUUGGUGAAGAAGACGAAUUCCUUGACAGCUCUGAUGAAGCAACGAUCAAGGAAGGCUUCCCAUAUCCGACCGGAUACCCCCUUCAAGAAGGUGACGCCCUUUAUGACACUAUUCAUGAGAUUCGUGAACGAUCCGGUUGGGUUCUGCACUUGGUACACCGAUUCUUAUGUGAUAAUCAAGAAGACGAUGUGCCAUGUUUCGGUGCCCUCUUUUCGGCAUUCCGCUCUUGGUUUGUCGACGUUGGUAUUGAGAGAUCUGCUCAUGUUCUUGAUCGGGUAACCCGACUUUUGGCGGCAGACAUUCAUCCUUAUAAGAUGAGUGGCAUCAGGAAAGACUACCCAAGAGCUCUUCUCGUGCGCAGAGCCAAUGUCUAUCAUCUGCAACGUCUACGACACAAUGCCGCGCCUCGAUCACGGUCCAAGCUUGACGAACUCCUUCUUUUCGACAUUGCUGAGUCGUGUGUUUCUCUUUACACCGAGACGCGCCGUAAUGCCCAAAAUGCCGGCGAGUCGGCCCUCAAAUCUGUUUGGGGCGCACGAUCUCUGGUCAUCCCUCCUCUCCUAAAGGCUCUCCAGACUGGUGUUCAGCAGAAUGACCACGCGCGCAUUAAGGGUGCCCUAUUUUCAUUGCUGCUUAGUAGUGUCGCGAAGACAGCUGGACGGGACUGGAAGUAUACACCAACUUUGAUCCGCACUUUCCUCGAUGCUAGCGCAGUUGAUAAGCCAUCUGUACAGAAGAUUUGUUCCACUGCUGUUUUCCAGAUCAUGGAUUACGGUCGGUCCAUGGAGCGAAUGGCUAUCUUGGACCAGGUCAUUGUAGAAGCAAUUGCCCCUGCUGAAGAUGUUACUGCGCAGAUCGAGAAGAAGCGCAACUCCAUCAACAAAAAGCGAGCUACGAUCGAAAAGAAGAAAGCUGAUUUGGCCGAUGAAUUGGUGAACCUAGCUCGGAUUUCGCACUGGAAGAUUGCCAGCCGUGCCGCAACUAUUGUUAUUACCAUGGGAUUGCGGUUCGAUUACAUUGCCAGUGAAAACCUGAUCGAGUUGGUGACUCUUGGCUCCAUUGAUGACCACCCAGGCCUCCGCGGAAUGUACUCACAGGCACUUAUUGCUCUUUUUACCAUGAUUGAUGUUCGUGCCAUCUGCAGCCAUGAGUACAAGAACUACAUUCUUGGACACCAACGAUUCCCAACCAAGAUCAAGGUGGCAACCCGUCCAUAUGAGAAGGGUUGGACCCAGGAGUAUUUGACUAGUUUCGCCAAGCCCGAAGCCGACUACUAUGUUGAUCACGAUUUCCCUGGUUGGCUCAUCUGGGGCAAGACCAUGCCGGCGUACAAGUCUAAUUUGGAUCGAGAUGUUGAGUACGACGAAGUCGAGUGGAACGUGCGAACUCGAAUGGGUAAAUUAUUCACGCGCGACUGGUUCCACAAGUAUUUUGCCUACUUGAAGCAGGAGCCUAGAGAUCCCUCUGCUGACAAAUUCCGAAUGUCUUCCGCCAUGAUGCUUCUCUACGCCUUUGAGCUGAUGCUCCGAGACGGUCUUACCGCAGCCACCUUCAACGAGAUUCAAGAGGAGAUUAAGCUUGUUUUCGAAGAUGGCAGUGAUAAACAUCAACAUCGAGCCACAGCAGAAAUCCUCGGAGCCUUGAUUAGCUCUGUCACAGACACUAGUGUUGAAAGACGCACUUUUGUUUGGGAGUACGCUUUCCCCAUUGUGAGGAAGAUUUUCACCGAUGGUCUCACUCCUGAGAAUUCGGGAUACUGGACUACUUUCCUCCACAUGAUUCUUCAAUGCCGCGAUCCUCGUCGAGCUUGGCCUAUGGUUGACUGGCUGGCAAGCUUCCGCUUGGACAUGACCACCAAUGCGGCAUUCAAGGAAAGCUCCAAGAUCAAUCUUCUGCAUCAAUGCAUCAUUGAUUCCGGCUGGCACUUCCAGCUUGACAAACCAAUUGUCGAAAAUUUCCUGGCUCACCUGGACCAUCCAUACAAGGGUGUACGAGAGGCCAUGGGACAGACUCUAGCAACAAUUUACCGCACCAGAUACCACGAGUCAUACCCCGACCUCCAACACCUGUUGAAAGCCCAAAAUUCCGCUUCAUCUGUGGGCAGCUACCCGUAUGCUCCUUCUGAAGAAUUCUCAAAGAUGCUCCGUGGAGUAUUCGCCCAAAUCGAAGAGUGGCGGCAGGCGAGGACACCGGGUCAACAGACCCCAUCUUCAUACACCUCCGGUAGCAAAACAGUGCUUCUCUGGCUGGAUUCAACUCUAUCAUCUCAUGAGUGCACCCAAUUAGUCCCGUUCUUCCCCGAUGUGUUUACUGCCCAACUCUUACACAUGAUGGACGUUAAGGAAGAUCCCGAGCUACAGUCUCUGGCAUACCACGUUUUCCGCCAUCUCCCUAACAUCCCAUACCCUGCUGAGAAGAGUUCUGAGUUCAUCCAGUCUCUUAUCCGCAUUGGACAAACCUCACCUUCGUGGCAUCAGCGUCUGCGUGUCAUGAUCAACAUUCAAAUCAUCUACUUCCGCCGACUCUUCCUGUUGGAUUCUGCCGAUCGUGAUAAGCUUUUCGAGUGUAUCGCUUCCAUGCUUGAGGAUUCUCAACACGAGGUCCGCGCCGGUGCAUCGGCCACUCUGUCUGGCAUGAUCCGCUGCUCUCCGGUGUUCCUACGCGAUAAGAUGGUUCACCGCUUCCAGGAGCGCUUCACCCGACUCCUCGCAGAGAAUCCUCUCCCCAAGAAGCCCAAAAACUUCCGAUCUGGUCUUUCGUCUGUGGUAUCAUCCGGCGCGGGCACACCUACUCCCGAGCACAACCGUCUGGUAAUUGUUCGACACGGUGCCGUUUUGGGCUUAGGUGCCCUUGUCCAGGCGUUCCCUUACAACAGCCCGCCCCCACACUGGAUGCCUGAUGCGUUAACUACACUCAGCAUUCGUGCUGCUCACGACCCAGGUGUUGUGGGAUCGAGUGUGAAGUCGAUUAUCAGCGAGUUCAAGAAGACCAGACAAGAUACAUGGCACAUUGAUGCCAAGGCUUUCACUUCCGAUCAACUCGAGGAUCUAUCAGGUGUUCUAUGGAAGAGCUACUUUGCUUAA